Phodopus roborovskii (desert hamster) is the source of this 1217-nucleotide messenger RNA. RefSeq names its product Sad1 and UNC84 domain containing 5 (gene Sun5). Lineage: Eukaryota; Metazoa; Chordata; Mammalia; Rodentia; Cricetidae. Gene Ontology annotation, cellular component: meiotic nuclear membrane microtubule tethering complex; nuclear envelope. Gene Ontology annotation, molecular function: protein-membrane adaptor activity. The record is from RefSeq and is a predicted model, not a curated record. Gene Ontology annotation, biological process: nuclear envelope organization. The transcript has 13 exons. Bases 65 to 1186 code for a protein of 373 amino acids.
ACUUCCUCCACAUUGACUCCCACAGGUCUCCAUCCUCUUGCUCCAUCCUUUAAAAAGGAAAUCAAUGCCCCGGUCAAGGAACACUGGGGACUCAUGUGCCCUACCUGAAGACUCGAGCCACAACGCCAGGUCCAGGAGAGGCAUCCAAAGAAGCCACGCCAGCAGAACGGCACAGGCACCCUCAGCAAACAUGAAUGAUGCUCUACUGUUGCCUUUCCGCAUCAACACCCCAGGUCUCAGCUUAACCCAGUUCAUACUGGGAUAUAUGUCCUGGCUCACCUGCCUGGCCUGCUUCCUGAGGACUCAGGCCCAGCAAGUCCUACUUAACACCUGCAGGUGCAAGUUGCUCUGUCAGAAACUCAUGGAGAAGAUGGGCCUUCUGGUCCUCUGUGCUUUCGGUUUCUGGGUGUUUUCCAUGCACUUACCAUCAAAAAUGGAAGUCUGGCAGGAUGACAGCAUAAAUAGCCCACUGCAGAGCCUGAGGAUGUACCAGGAGAAGGUACGACAUCACACUGGGGAAAUCCAGGACCUACGAGGUAGCAUGAACCAGCUCAUUGCCAAACUCCAGGAGAUGGAAGCCAUGUCCGAUGAGCAAAAAAUGGCCCAGAAAAUCAUGAAGAUGAUACAAGGUGAUUACAUUGAAAAGCCAGACUUUGCCCUGAAGUCCAUAGGGGCCAGCAUCGACUUCGAGCACACGUCAGCCACAUAUAACCACGACAAGGCGCGCUCCUACUGGAACUGGAUCCGGCUGUGGAACUACGCACAGCCCCCGGACGUGAUCCUCGAGCCCAAUGUGACACCUGGCAACUGCUGGGCCUUCGCCGGUGACCGUGGCCAGGUGACCAUCCGUUUGGCCCAGAAAGUCUACCUGUCCAACCUUACACUGCAGCACAUUCCCAAGACCAUCUCACUGUCAGGCAGCCUGGAUACCGCACCAAAGGACUUUGUCAUCUAUGGAAUGGAGAGCCCCCCCAGGGAAGAAGUGUUCCUGGGGGCAUUCCAGUUUCAGCCAGAAAACACGAUCCAGAUGUUCCCACUCCAGAACCAGCCACCCAGGGGCUUUGCUGCUGUCAAAGUGAAGAUCUCCAGCAACUGGGGGAACCCUCGCUUCACCUGCCUGUACCGUGUGCGUGUGCAUGGCUCUGUCACGCCUCCCAGAGACUUGCACCUAGAACCCCUGUCCUAGAGAGUAAAGUGUAUUAUUUGGUCCCAGCCAA